ACAAAUUAAUUUCACAAGGAUGUACCUCGUUAAAAAAUGAUGUAAGAGGUGAGCGUUCGCGUACGAGCGAACCAUCACUAUCCUAAGAAGAGACGACCGAUGGUGGUUGAACGAAGUGAAAGAAUCGGUAAUGUACGCUAUUCUCUAUUCAACUUGUCGCUGGAGCUUUGUCCGCUGCCUAUUCCAGAUGCAUUUCUUGCGUGUCCGGUGAUAUGAGUGCGAGCUGUGCACCGUGAAAUUUUUGGAUGCUUUGAAAAUGAUCCUGCUUCAAUGGAUUCUGUUCUUCAUACUGUUAUACACACUCAAUGCAACCCCCGUAAGCUACCAAUACGUGAGAUAUCUACGAAAUGGAAGAGUUAAAUCUGAAACACCGCCACGAAGAUCUAGAAGUUUCGGCUUCGCGACUAAAGAAGUACUUUCAGAGAGUCAUUUCUGGAACAACGACGACAUCGAUCCCAACACGAAUUCUCUAACUUUCGAGGAACAUGGUGGCCACAUCACGCCAGAUUUUAGCAAUGGUUUAGAUUAUCCUGACCCUCUUCUUCUGACUGGAUCCGCAGCCAAAAGAGCAGUCGCUUAUUUAUACCGAAAACCUCUAUUUUUCGAAGACAUCAAGCACCUAGAUGCCCUUUUACACAAACAAGAUGAAAGAAGACGCAACGGUUUGUCGGGGAAUAAGUUAGGGUCUCUAAGACCGCAUCUGCCAUUCUAUAGGUUUAAAAAGAGUUUUUACAGCGGCUUUUUCUAGGUUUAGUAACUUAUGUGUAAAUAAAACAAACUAUUAAGUAUACUUAAUAAAAUUAUUUUAUGUACAAA
Zophobas morio is the source of this 816-nucleotide messenger RNA. RefSeq lists its product as uncharacterized. The coding region runs from base 257 to 748 and encodes 163 amino acids. The transcript has 3 exons. The record is from RefSeq and is a predicted model, not a curated record. NCBI's taxonomy places the organism in Eukaryota, Metazoa, Arthropoda, Insecta, Coleoptera, Tenebrionidae.